UCGCGAGAUUUCUCGCGAAGCCGCGCACAGCCGCAUUUGUGUGGUUGUGCAUGCUAAAAGCCUCUAACUUUGCCAACUUUCAUGUAAAAAUCGUUUCAGUUUCUCACCGUAACGUGAAGUGUACACCAGAGCCGCCGCCACCAUGAGUAUAAUCGCCAAAAUAGCAGAGAUUGAAAAUGAGAUGGCCAGGACACAGAGGAACAAGGCCACAGCUCACCACUUGGGUCUGCUCAAAGCUCGUCUUGCCAAGCUGAGGAGGGAGCUCAUCACACCAAAGGGAGGCAGUGGUGGUGGAACAGGAGAAGGUUUUGAUGUUGCAAAGACCGGUGAUGCUCGUAUCGGCUUCGUCGGUUUUCCUUCAGUAGGAAAGUCCACGCUGCUCAGUAACCUUGCGGGUGUGUAUUCUGAGGUAGCUGCCUACGAAUUCACCACUCUUACAACAGUACCUGGAGUCAUUCGGUAUAAAGGUGCCAAAAUUCAGCUCCUGGAUCUGCCAGGAAUCAUCGAGGGAGCCAAGGAUGGCAAAGGCAGAGGCAGACAGGUCAUCGCAGUGGCUCGAACCUGCAAUCUGAUCCUGAUUGUGCUCGAUGUGUUGAAGCCUCUUGGUCAUAAGAAGCUAAUAGAACACGAGCUGGAGGGCUUUGGCAUCCGACUCAACAAGCAACCACCCAACAUCGGCUUUAAGAAAAAGGACAAAGGAGGCAUCAACUUUACUGCCACGUGUGCACAAAGUGAGCUGGAUGCUGAAACAGUGAAGAGCAUCCUGGCUGAGUACAAGAUCCACAACGCCGACAUCACUCUGCGCAGCGACUCCACAGCUGAUGACCUCAUUGAUGUGGUGGAGGGAAAUCGAGUCUACAUCCCAUGCAUUUAUGUGCUCAACAAAAUUGACCAGAUCUCCAUCGAGGAGCUUGACAUCAUCUACAAGGUUCCUCACUGCGUUCCCAUCUCAGCCCACCACCGCUGGAACUUUGAUGACUUGCUGGAGAGGAUGUGGGACUACCUAAAGCUUGUGCGCAUCUACACCAAACCUAAAGGCCAACUUCCCGAUUACACGUCUCCUGUCGUACUUCCUGACCAGCGGACUUCAGUUGAGGAUUUCUGCUUAAAGAUCCACAAAAACCUCAUCAAAGAAUUCAAGUACGCACUCGUGUGGGGCUCAUCCGUGAAGCACAACCCUCAAAAGGUGGGCAAGGACCAUGUGUUGGAGGAUGAAGAUGUUAUCCAGCUGGUGAAAAAGUAAAGGGUCUUAAUUCACUGCAUGGCCUGUGCAUCACAAAGUGUUCUGUACAGUUGCUCAGUUAUCCACCAAACAUGUCCCCCAGAGCAUCUGUGUCAUGUGAUUCCAAUUUCUUUUUUUUUUCUUUCUUUUUUUGCUUUAAUUUAAAAUCAGCGGCACAAAUACAAGUGUCUGUCUUAAAAGAACCUACAGUACUUAACACCAUGAAUAGUUCAUAUUGAAUAUCGGUUAAGGCUUGCAUUAAAACCUAAAAAACAACUGUACAAUAAAAACAGAAUGGAAUCUCA
This is a messenger RNA of Amphiprion ocellaris (clown anemonefish), 1527 nucleotides long. It is a transcript of the gene drg1, whose product is annotated as developmentally regulated GTP binding protein 1. Bases 143 to 1243 code for a protein of 366 amino acids. The record is from RefSeq and is a predicted model, not a curated record. Gene Ontology annotation, molecular function: GTPase activity; GTP binding. Gene Ontology annotation, cellular component: cytoplasm. Gene Ontology annotation, biological process: cytoplasmic translation. The transcript has 9 exons. NCBI's taxonomy places the organism in Eukaryota, Metazoa, Chordata, Actinopteri, Pomacentridae.